Messenger RNA from Thermothelomyces thermophilus ATCC 42464, 2466 nucleotides. RefSeq lists its product as uncharacterized. The record is from RefSeq and is a predicted model, not a curated record. Bases 157 to 2112 code for a protein of 651 amino acids. Lineage: Eukaryota; Fungi; Ascomycota; Sordariomycetes; Sordariales; Chaetomiaceae. Gene Ontology annotation, cellular component: membrane. Gene Ontology annotation, biological process: transmembrane transport. The transcript is spliced from 5 exons. Gene Ontology annotation, molecular function: myo-inositol:proton symporter activity.
UGUCAUUCUCGCCCUCUUGUCUCUUGUCUCAUCAUCAUCUUCCGCUCCGGCGUCCCCGGUGAACGCUCUCCCGACAAGUCAAGCGAAGCGACACAGAUCUCGGGCUUGCCCUUUUCACCCGCCAAAGAAGAAGAGGCAGCCUCCUUUCCCGCAGCCAUGGCCGACAGCGGGAGCUCAGAUAGCAUCCGGCAGGGCAACGAGCAACCCAAGGGUGUUGCUGGAACCUCGCUCGAGAAGGGCUUCUCGCACACCGAACAUGUUAACCUCAACGCCAAUCUCGAGGCCAGGAUCAAGAAUCCCUUAGAAGGCAUCCCUCGCGAUGAGCUCAUGAGCCGGGUCCAUAUUUUCGCCGAGGAGAAGGGCCUAACGGAGCAUAUUGAGUUGCUGCGCAAGGGCGCCCUGGUGGCCCAGGACCCCGAGAACUUUGAAAACAUCGAUGGCGACGAGGCCCUGACCGAGGAGGAGAAAAGCGCCCUCCGCAAGGAGGUCGAACACAAGUGGCGCCUCCCUGCCAGGCUCUUCCUCACCAUCAUCACCUGUUCAAUUGGUGCUGCCGUCCAGGGAUGGGAUCAGACCGGCACCAACGGCGCCAACAUCUUCUUCCCGGAAGUCUACGGCAUCGGUAGCGACAGUACGCACGACACCAUCCUGGUCGGCCUCCUGAACGCCGGUCCCUACAUUGGCAGCGCCUUCCUCGGCUGCUGGCUGUCCGAUCCCAUCAACAACUUGUUUGGUCGUCGCGGCGUCAUCUUCAUCUCGGCUCACUUCUGCAUCUGGCCCGUCAUAGGCUCCGCUUUCUGCCAUACUUGGCCGCAGCAACUGGCUUGCCGGCUUCUCAUGGGCAUAGGAAUGGGCGUCAAGGCGUCCACCGUGCCCAUCUACGCCGCAGAGAACUCGCCAGCCCUCAUUCGCGGUGCCCUUGUCAUGUCUUGGCAGAUGUGGACUGCCUUCGGCAUUUUCCUCGGAACCGCGAUCAACCUCGCCGUCUGGAACACGGGCAAAAUCAACUGGCGGCUGAUGCUGGGCGCCCCUUUCAUCCCCGCUGUCCCUCUCCUCUGCCUGAUCUACCUGUGCCCGGAGUCGCCUCGCUGGUACAUGAAGAAGAAUCGGUAUGCAGAGGCCUGGAAGUCCAUGGCGAAGCUCCGCCACCACCCGAUCCAGGUCGCGCGCGACAUCUUCUACAUCCACUCUCAGCUCGAGAUCGAGUUCCAACUCCUCCACGGCAGCAGCUACUUCAAGCGCUUCGUCGAGCUGUUCACCGUCCCCCGCGUGCGUCGCGCUACCCUGGCCGCCUUCACCGUCAUGAUUGCCCAGCAGAUGUGCGGCAUCAACAUCAUCGCCUUCUACUCGACCACCGUCUUCAAGGAGAACGGGUCGAGCGAUUUCCAGUCCCUGCUCGCCUCCUUCGGCUUCGGCCUGAUCAACUGGCUCUUCGCCUUCCCUGCCUUCUGGACCAUCGACACCUUCGGCCGCAGGUCCCUGCUGCUCUUCACCUUCCCCAACAUGGCCUGGACCCUGCUCGCCGCCGGCCUGUCCACCCUCCUGCCCGAGGGCUCGACCCAGCGCACGGCCGUCGUCGCCCUGUUCGUCUACCUCUUCGCCAUGUUCUACUCGCCCGGCGAAGGCCCCGUCCCCUUCGCCUACAGCGCGGAGGUGUUCCCCCUGUCGCACAGAGAGAUCGGCAUGGGCUUCGCCGUCGCCACCUGCCUGUUCUGGGCCUCCGUGCUGGGCAUAACCUUCCCCUUCCUGCUCAAGAAGGCGGGCGUCGUGGGCGCCUUUGGCGUCUACGCCGGCUUCAACGUCGUUGCCCUGCUCAUGAUCUUCUUCUUCGUCCCCGAGACCAAGCAGCGCACCCUCGAGGAGCUCGACUACGUCUUUUCCGUCCCUACCCGCAAGUUCGCCAAGUACCAGGUGACUGAGGCCCUGCCGUGGUUCAUCAAGCGGUGGGUGUUUUGGCAGCGCAAGGCCGAGCUCAAGCCCCUGUACCAGUUUGACCAUGCCAAGAAGGACGAGGGGGAAAAGGCGCAGGUGCGGGCGCAGUCGGGCUUGCUGGACGCUGAGGACAAGAAGGCCGAUUUGGCGGUCGAGAACAAGAAGCUGGAAGCCCAGUAGAUUAGAAAGCCGUCUGGUGUAGGGAGGUGUUAUCUUGUGCCAUAGCAAACGGUUUAUGGUUCGCCUCUGCUAUUAGUGUGUUUUCAAAAAACAAGGGGAGUGGCGGAGGGUCGGAUUAUAGUGAGCAGUGUCGGGUUUGGUCGGGAUUGCCACGGUAUUUAGCCGUGUCAGGUACGGCCUGGCAGGUCUCUGGACUGAUGAUCAUUCAUUUUUUUUCUCUACUUCUUGCCUACGGGCCCCAAGUACGCUUGGGAAUAUAACGAAGGAUAUUCGCGACGGCAACUGCCGCUGCCCAUAAUCAGUCAGUCCCGUGCUUAGCCAAAGUCAUUCUGCUUGCUUGUGGUUGUGAGUCUG